Molecule: messenger RNA, 6369 nt
Organism: Fundulus heteroclitus (mummichog)
Lineage: Eukaryota; Metazoa; Chordata; Actinopteri; Cyprinodontiformes; Fundulidae
Gene: ccdc187
Product: coiled-coil domain containing 187
Exons: 13
Coding region: 439-2877 (812 amino acids)
Source: RefSeq, a predicted model, not a curated record
CAGCAUUCAAUGACCGCCCCCGCUGCCGCCGAACAGGAGCUGAGGAGGAACAACCCACAGACUGCUGGCUAAACUUUGUCCCCUCUGGUUUCCCUCAGCGAGCCGACACCUCUUUGUUUCUGUCGGGCGUUAAGUACCGCCGCUUCCCCGCAGGCUUCACGCCGAAAGUAUGCGCGUUAGAGGCGGCUAGGCGCGCCGGAGACAGCUCGGAUAAUUUGCUGAGAUCCACACACACACACACAAAAAAAAGAGGAAGGGAGGGAGAAGAGAAGAAGGAAGGUGGGAUUGAAGGGAGCUUGGAGAAGUUGACACCUUGCUGCCGUGUCGGGUACUUGUUGAAUAAGCUGCGUGUGCGACGCACACUACAGCCUUUGUGGGCAGCGAGCUGGACGCUGGGUCUUCUAUAACACCAUGAAGGAGUGAGACCGGGGAGCAGAGAUGGCAGAGCUGGAGAUUGACCAGUCCAACCUUCCACGUGUCGAACAGGUUUGCCAGACCUUUGCUGUGCUGGAGGAUGGGGUGUUGGCACACAGCCUCCAGGAGCAGGAGAUUGAGCAGUACUAUACCACCAAUAUCCAGAAGAACCAGCUGGUGCAAAAUGACAUCCGGGUAGCCCGGAGGCUGCAGCAUGAGGAGGAGCAGCAGCGGGCUCAGCAGAGCGCCCUCCUCAGACAGGUCUCCAGACAAAUAGAAGAGCAGGACUUUGAAUACGCUCGUGUGAUUCAAGAAGAGCUCCAGCGACGCGCUGAGGAGGCACACAGGAGGGAGCAGGACGAUGAGGAAAUAGCUAAACAGCUGCAGGAAGAAGAGGAGCAGCGGGUGAGGAGAAGGAGCCACGAGGAUUUUCGUGAAGGCAGCACCAGUGACCCUGCACUGCUGUCCUCUCACCAGCACACACUCAGCAGCCAUCACCGAGGAGAGGAGCAGUACUUGCCUGUCACCAGCAGGUGGCAACGUUCUGCCUCUCAUCGUGGCUCGGUGUUAACUGGGCCUCAGACUAGGUCUCCCAGGAGAACAGCAUCUCAUAGAGACAGAACCUCAUGGUCAAAUCAAGGACAGGUAGAAACCAGCAGGCAAAUACGGGCUGGACUGAGCGAGCCCAUAAAUGAGGAUUCAGAAGACUCGGAUGCAGUUUUUACUGAGCAGCUCUCUCUUUGGGCUCGACGAAUGUAUGACAGAGGAAAUACGGCACCUCCUCAACGACAGGCUGUUUUAAGACCCCCAAAAGAAAGGAAUUGCAGAAGUCUCUCCACUCGCAGCAGCUUCACAAAGAACUUCAAAGGCUGGGAGGAAGAGGCCGAGGAAGACGACUAUGCGGAAGAUUAUUACGACGAUGAUCAUGCGCAAUUGAGGAUAUCUAGGAAUACGGAUUCUGAUAGGAGGUCCAGAGAUGAAUACAGAGACUUGCACAGCGGAAGGCCUACGGAAAAACCCCGCCGGUCGGCGGAGGUCGGCGAAAGGCGGAGUCGUCGCAGCGAGUCGUUGAGCGUACACGACCGGAGCGGUCACAGAACCGGCAACCUGGCAAGAACCUGGAGCUGCAAGGAGAACCCAGACAAGCACGUGCGCUUCCAGGAUGACCAGAGGAGUUCCGCCAAGCAGCGCAACGACAGCCUGAAGGUGUGGCAGAUGCUCGGCCAGAUCCUCGAGGAGAGGGGUGUGCCUGUGAAGGUCGGCGGCAGCGGGGCGCCGCUACAGAUAAGGCCUCAAAGCAGAGACAGCCAGGUGCUUUACGGGAGCGAGGUCUCCUACGGUGACUCCCAAGCACAUCAGAGAGCCUUCCACAGAGCUGCCGCCACCAGGCACAGUUUCCAUGGAGAUAUCAGGCAGAGGAGGAAAUUGACACCCGCAGAAAUCAUCGGGAGAGAUCACAGAGAAGACCAAGACUGGCGUAGUUGUAACAGACAGGUUCAUGAGCCUAAUAAUGGAGAGUCUUGUGUCUUUAACAAAGAGAGAAAUAGCGAAACACGGUGGAAGGAGCACAAAUACGUAAACACUGACAAUAACAGGGAGAGAAAUGCAAAUCAGAACAGAGUAAAGAGGACGGCAAGUCAGCGCAGGCAUUGGCACAGGAUCACAGAAGAAACGUUAAGCUCAGAGGAGGAGCAGGAGGCGGAGAGGAGAGCGGAGCGUCCUAGACGGAGAGCGCUACAGCGCAGCCAAAGCUUCAGCAGCAGCAGGGCUUCGAGCAGACGUAGGUCAAAGCACGUAUCAGCAGGGGCUUCACAGCAACCUGAUCCAAGCGAUGCAGGCCUGAAUCUGGGAGAGCUGCAGCAGGUCCUACUGGAUGAAGAACUGGCCCGUAAACUUCAGGAGGAGGAAGAAAAGGAGUUAAGAAGGUCAUCACUACGCAAAUCCUUUCCAGAGGGGGACUUCAGAGUAGCGCAAGUUGCACAAGAUGAGGAAAUUGCACAUUUUAUGCAGAAGCAGGAAGUAAAGGCAAAGCGGAGAUCUCGGGAACUGGAAGGACCAGGGUCUUGGCAUGAGCACAGAACGAUGAUUACAAACUAUGACAGACGAGCUGCCAGAGAAAGACAGAUCCACCGAGAGAGACUUGACUCAGAGGGUCUUCCUUCUCCUACUGAAGACUGCUCGCCCGAGAACCAGCCACCCAGUCCCGUUCACGCUGUACCAAAAACCCAGCAGAUGAGGAACAUUGCAGAGGAGCUGGAUCCUACCUUCCAGGCCCGGAGGCAUGUCCCGCAGAGCUUCCAAGCAGGACAAACUGGUCAGACCAGGGAGCCUCUUCCCCUAGCACAGUCUGGCUCACAGGACAUCCUUGAGGAACCCCCGUUCAUACCACCGACAAAACGGCAGACGGACAAAUCUGCACGGAGUAAACUCAAAGAAAAAAGGGAAGGAUGCAAGCAACAAUAAUUUGGAACAGACUGUGCUGAUGGGAUUUUUUUUUAGGAAGUUAUCAAUCUAACCAGAGUUCUCGUUGCUCAAUGCUUUAUUAUCAAAAACUGAACGGAAAACCCCAUUCAAGCACUUUAUAUCUGUAAGAUAAGGACACAUUUUAGAUAAUUGGAUAAAGAAUCCUCACAUUUGGGACAUCAGAAUUUAAAGGGAAAUGUGUAAUUUGUUAAAGUACUUUUUAAAUGUGUAUAUUUAGUGUUUAAUUUGAAAGUAAAUGGCGCUAAUGUUCUCAUUUUUGUGUAAGGAGCACCCCUGCCUUCCAGGUUUAUGGGCUUGUUUUUUUGGAUAAAAGCCACAAACCGCACCAUUUAGUUCAAAGCCACCAAGUUAUUUACCAAGAAGGCCAAAAGAGAAGUAACACUAAUGGCAUGUGACAUUUGUGCCACCUUUGUUUUCAGGUAUUGUUUACAACUUUUCAGCGACAAUCGACUUUCCUGAAAUGAAAAUGAAAACUGAUAAACAGAAAAAUGUUUACUGCUGCAAUGCUAAACAGAAAUAUUGAAUGUUCUUUUACCUUUUGACACAUUUGAACCACAAACUUCGAUGUAUUGUAUUGGGAUUUAACGACAGACCAAUGCAGAGUUGCGCACUAUGUAGUAGAUAAAUUAUGCAUAGUUUUUCUGAAUUUUGUUUUUAUCAGUAAAAAUCUACAAAGAGGAGCGUGCAUUUGUAUUCAGCCACCAUGAGUUAUUACUGCGUAGAACAUCCGCUUGUUGCAAUUAUAGCAGCAAGUCUGUUGUGGCACACAUAUCAACUUCACACAUUGGAGGCCAUUCUUCUUUGUGAAAUAGCUCACGCUCAAACCCAUUGGAGAGCAUCUAUUAACUGCAGUUUCCAAGCUAUUCAUGUUUGGAUUUUAGUCCGAACUUUGACUAGACCAUUCUAGCACAUGUACAUGCUUGGAUAUAAGGCUUUCAGUUCUAGCUGUGACUGUAUGUUUAGUGUUGUUGUCCUGCCUGAAGGCAUUCACUUGCCCCCAUCUGAACUCUGGAAUGCUGUCAACUACUUGUGUUGUGGCAAUCUCUCUUGGAGCUUUCUUCUUGCCACUCUUCCAUAAAGGCUAGAUUUAAUGAAUGUGCUACUACAAACUGGCUUUUCACCAGAUUCUCCCAACUGAGGCUUGGAUCUGCAGCUGCUCCAGAGUUAUCAUUAUUGUUUUUAUGAACAGUGCUCUCCGUGUCUUUAUAGGUUUGGAAAUGUAUCAGACUCUUUCCUUUUGCCCUUGGAUGGACUUAACAGGGCUCCUUGAGUUGUUCAAAGCUGGGAAUGGCAUUUUAUAACAUAGCCCUGUUUUAAACUUGUCCACAACUGUAUUCCUUACCCUUCUAGUGUGUCUAGCCUUUUACACUCCUAUCUCUCGGGGAGGCGGAAAUAUGUUAAACUGGGAAAUCUCACCUCUCCUACCAGAUUGGCUACCUCCGGUGUCCCCCAGGGGUCAGUCCUUGCCUCCCUGCUCUUUUUAAUCUACAUGCUCCCCUUUGGUAAUAUCCUCUGAAGCCAUGGGAUAUUCAUCAUUGAAUGAGCCAAAACUCUCUCCAGUUAAAUGGCAGUAAGACUGAGGCCGACCUCAUCAGCACCCCCCCAUCAAACUAAACAAGCAGCCGUCACCCACAUCACCACUAACAAUCAUUCCAUCCCGCUUUCUUCACUUUGUCACCAGUCUUGGUGUCGAGUUUGAUUCCUCCCUCUCCUUUACUGCUUUGAACAUGAACAUUGCUAAACUCAAACCCUCACUCUUCCAACCGGAUACUGAAAAGACUGGUCCAUGUCUUCAUCUCAUCUCGCCUUGACUACUGUAACUCCCUACUAGCAGGUCUCCCCUCCAUAUCCAUCCAGAAGCUACAGUAUGUCCAUAACAGUGCUGCCCGCAUCCUCACCAAAACCCAGAAAUCUGUCCACAUCACCCCACUCCUCCACUGGCUCCCUGUCAACCAGCGGAUAUCUUUUAAGUUACUCCUGUCAACCACACUGGUCCAACCUACCUCCAGGACCUUGUUUUUCCUCAGUCUGCACCUCAGUCACUCAGAUCUGGCACACAGAAUCUCCGCACUGUCCCCCGUACUAGGAUAUCAAUCAUGGGUGACCGUGCCGUCUCCUUCCUGGGGCCUCGGCUGUGGAAUCAGCUGCCUGAGUCGGUCAGGAUGGCAGACUCCCCUACUACUUUCAACAGCAGCCUGAAGACUCAUUUGUUUCAUGCUCCCUUCCUUGUCCUUAACUGCCAUAUUGGCAGUUAAGGCCAUAUUGGCCAUAUCUUAAUACUUUUAUUUUAGAUUUGUCAUGUUUUUAAUCUUCAUUAUUUUAGGAUUUAUUUUUAUUCUAGAUUGUUUUAAACCUUUGGUUAUUCUAGAACUCUGAAGCACCUUGAGAAGUCGCAAGAUUUUAAAGUAUGCUAUGCAAAUAACAUUAUUAUUAUUAUUCCUUGGUCUUCAUGAUGCCACUUUGUAUUUGUAGAACUCGCUCUCAGUUGGACUCUGUUUACUACAUACAUGACACCUAAAGACAAUUUUUCGGAACAAUAGGUAAGAAACACCCUAGUCAGUUUAUAAGCAAUUGCGUGCAUGCACAAGACCAUCCUACCUGCUCUUCCGCUCCUCAUGGGUCACGUGAAUAAAUCUCCCAAAUACAAUCUGGUCUUGUUUCUUUCUUCUCAGGCCUUCCAUCUUCUUCUCACAAACUUGUACGCCGUUUGCCUCUUGUGACUCUCAGCCAUUUUCAAAGUAUAAGGUUGGCACAGCGGUGGUACAAUGAACGGCUAACAAGCUAACUGGAUACAUAAACACGAGGAAUGUGCAUACACAGCAAGCAAGCAGAAACUAGCAAAGAACGAGCACGUACAUUGGCGUUAGAGGAGUGCGUUACAAUGAUUGGCAUGUGGGACAACCUAUAAACAAGGUGAUACCCCUGGAACUGGAAGCUGAAAAAGAUCAUCCACUAUACCUUCUUUUUACAGGUAUCAAAUUAAAGGGAGCUGAAUGCAAAUGUUUGCCACACUUAGUUAUUUAAACCAAACUAUCCCUCUACUUCAUGAGUGCCAUCAUGCAAGAUCCCCCACCCCACCCCCAAAUAUGCUCUGAGGCUUGUGGUUAUAACAUGAGAAAUGUGGGGGAAAAAAUGAAGAGGUAUAAAUAUUUAAUAUUUUUGCAAGGUACAAUAUUAAGAUCCAAGUAUCUAACAGAAACAGCUAAGUCCCCAGGUUCACUAACUGACACUGCAAAGUUGAGUUCCCCGCCACGUUUUUAGAGUCAAUGAGGCAUGACACCAAAGAGUAUCUGAGAACUGGCUGUUGUAUACGUUGGGAAAUUUUCAUAUACCAAACCCUAAUUAAUCUUCAUUGUAAUGAAGGCAGAAUCUGUAUUUAUCUUUGUUCUUGUUCCUGUUGUGUGAUCUGGGUUUUUAUUUUUAUGCUUUUACUUCCUCCUUUCUUUCAUUACAAAUAUAAAAUACAACUUC